AUGCCCAGCAUAUUGGUUCGUCCGUCCACCCCCAUGCGUGGACCUGAGCCUAGUCUCCCCGCUUCAUUUCUCCAUUCUCUUUUCUGCUCCCUUUUCCGCUCCCCUCAUUUCCCUCCUCCCAUGCUUCUCCUCCCUUCUUCUCUCCUCCUCUUCCUCCACUUUUCCACCCUUUCCGCUCCCCCUUUCCUUUCCUCACCCCUCCCUUUCCAUCUCCGCCCUCAUCCUCCUUUCCCUCUCCUUCGCCUUUUCCGUCUCCUCCCUCUCUCUCCCACCCUCCCUUUCCCCCCCCUCUCCCGCUUCUCGUUUCCCCCCUUCCGCCCACCGCCCCCCUCCAUUUCUGGACACCUGCUCUUGUGGCACUAUCCCCUGCUGCGGAUCCGCACCGGCUGCUGCUGCCAAUCUGCCCCCAUUGCCGCCCCGUGGAACCGUCCUGCGGGUCUGGAGUUUAUCAACGCACAAGAUGCCAAGGAAGCGCAGCAGCGCUGUGAUGGCAUGGUGGUGGACGGGGCGAGAAUCAUUGUGGAGAUGUCCAAACCGACCAACCAGCCCUCGAACCCACCGCGCUGCUUCACCUGUGGGCAGGAGGGCCAUCGCUCCACGGAUUGCCCGGACAGGCAGAGGCAGCACCACUCGCAGGUGGUGUGCUUCGGGUGCAAGCAGCCCGGGCAUCUGCACAAGCACUGCCCUAACCGCCCUGCUAUGCCGGCCAAGCCUAGCGGGGUGCCAUCUGGGUCUGGGGUGAUCUUGGAUUCAGCUGCUGGUGGGAUGAUCCCUUGUGCUGCUGCGGGAAUGCAUGAGGCGGCGGCAAGUGGUGUCAAGUGCUUCGGGUGCAAUGCAUCCGGACAUGUGCUCAAGGACUGCCCCCAGAUUUCUGUAGCAGGUGCGGAUCAGCAUGAGAAGCAGCGCAGGUGGGACAAGCGUCAUUCGUCGCCCACCUCCAGACAGCACUCGCCCAG
Molecule: messenger RNA, 956 nt
Organism: Closterium sp. Naga37s-1
Lineage: Eukaryota; Viridiplantae; Streptophyta; Zygnematophyceae; Desmidiales; Closteriaceae
Source: the annotation of a GenBank genome assembly